AACUACCCGAGCACCCAAUCACUCGAGACUUGUAAAUGAAGAGAUCAAGUUAAGUUGGAUCUUGGAUCAUAUCAAGUCCUGAGUACUUGAAGCAGUCGGUGAAACUUUUAACAAGGGAAAACCCAUUUUUUUGUUUUUGUAAUAUACAUAGAUAUUUAUAUCGAGUUAUGCUUAUUGUGAAAAAUUGACACAAGCCGUGAAUUUUUAAAAUUAAAUAUCUAUUCGAAACUUUAUCGCUCACCUAAACAGUGUAAUAAUAUUUUUAUUAUUAUUAUUAUAAUUUUUGACACAUUUAAAUCAUCGGUUUUAUUAAAUAAUAAUAAUAAUAAUGUUUUAUAUUUAUUCAUAAAGUUAAAUUUUUUUAAACAAAAACUUUUAUUUAUAAAAAUUAAGUGGAGUGUUGCAAGUUGCAAUAACAAUCCGAGUUUUUAAUUGAUGAUUAUUUUUAAAAAUAAUAUUUUUGUUAAUUCGAAAGCUAAACACAAUUCGAGUGAUAACAAAAAUAUACUUAUUAAAAUUAUAUAUAUAAAAGUGUUGUGAGAGUGUGUGCCGGUGUUAUUUUAAAAUUAUAUUGGUAAUUAGAAAAAAUCAACUUUAGAAAAUAUGUCGUAUUUCUUUCGCGACAGACCAAAAUUUAGCGAGCGGCUGCGUGGUAAAUCUGGAGAUGAAUUAUUUCAAGAAUUGAAGCAACAUUUUGAUGAUGAGGAUAAAAAUUUUGAACCGAGUUCGAGAAACACGCGGGAUCCAUUUGAUCGACAUGCUUUUUCACGGGGCUUCCCAUUUGACGACGAGAGCUUCAGUAGACGGGACAUAAGAUCACACUUGGACGAUUUGGCAGCUCGUCAUCCAGAGUUUGCGGAACACUUGCUUGGGCCUCCUUGGGGUGAAAUACCCUUUCACGGAACACUUCGUAAUCGUCGUCGUGGUUCUGGUAGUAAUUCACAUCAAGGCCAUCCUGACGAAGACGCACGUAGCCAAGCGAGUGGAAGCAGCGCAGCGAGUGCGGCUAGUGGUGCAAGCGGUGUAAGCUCUCACGGUGAACCAGAUCAAAUUUACCAGCAGGAAACACCUGGCAACAAGAUUCCACAGUACGGUUUACGCAAUACCGUAGACAUUGGUCAACAUCGUCACAAUAUGGAAAAUCUUGAGAAGGCUGAUCGAGGACAGCGCUCAAUGUCUGCGCCUCCAGAAAAUCGACAACAAGAACAACAACAACCACAAACACACGCCCAACAAAAUCAGAAUCCUCGUUUUAUUUCUAGGGUAGACAUUACGCCACAGUACACUAAUCAAAAUCAAAGUUCAGUACCCAGUGCACAGCAGCAGCAAUCACCUCAGAGCCAGUCACCACCUCAAAAUCAACAGCAUCAACAAAGUAACGUCAGGCAUAUUCCUAUUUUUGUAGAAGGACGUGAUGAACCAGUUAUAUCAAAAGGUUCAUCACCAACUUACACAAGACAGCAAUCACCACCAAGGUUCCAUCAGCCCCAGUUUGAAUCACCCCAUCCAGAAUACAAUUCAUCAAAUUAUCAAAGGCCAUCGAGCCAAUUUAAUCAACACUUUGGAGGUAGAAACAGAGACUGGCCUCCACAAUUUCAAGAUCCCUUCCAAGAUACAUUCGAUCACCCGACAAUUCGCAAAACACAUCAAUCUCAUUCCCCAUUCAGACAAGACGACAGACGACGUCCUGAAAGUCCUGUUCAUGCGCGGCAUCAACAUCCAUCACAUCAACAACAUCAACAACAACAAAAACAACAACAACAACCAAAACGUCAAGAUUCACCAAAACCACGAAAACAAAUUGUACCAACAGAUCCUUUAGAAAAAGUUUCUAUAGUUCAAAAAGAAGUUGAUUCUUUGACAGAUCAAGUUAAACAAUGGAACGGUACUUCAAGAAAAGAUAAACAGUAUAUUUAUUUGGAUGAAAUGUUGACAAGGGAGUUGAUUAAAUUGGACGACAUCGAGACUGAAGGAAAAGAAAAUGUUAGACAAGCGAGAAAAAAUGCAAUUAAAAGUAUACAAGAUUCCAUAAGUUUAUUGGAAUCCAAAGCGCCUCUCACAACAACAGCAGAAGUUGUUAAUAAAGAGGAACAACAACCACAACAACAAGUUGAAACAUUAACUGAGCCUAUGGAGAGUGAGACUGUCGUUAAAGAGGAACAUGAGGUUAUUCCUUUGCCAUCACCCACCAAACCCGAGGAUGUCGAUCCUCAACUUAAAGAUGAAAAAUCCGAGCCAUUAGCCAACGAUACUGCCACAACUGUUGUUCCUAUGGAAACAACAGCUGUUCCAGCGGAAAAAGAACUCGCUGACAAAAGUCAUGCUGCUAUGGAAGUCCAGCCAGCAAACACCCAAAGUACACUAGCUGCUGAUAAUCUAACAAAAGUCGAGGGCCAGGUUAAAAAAGAAGACGAGGCUAGUGCUAAAAAAGAGGCAAACGAUACACAACCAACAAAGUCACCAAAAAAACUUAAAAAAGCUAAAAAACAAACGCCCGUUUCAAUGGAACCGAUUCCAUUGCCAGCAUCCGAAGAGCAGAGUCGACAAACUCUCUAAUAUUUUAAAUUAUAUUAAUUUACAUACAAUAAAUAUUUAAUUUAUGUAAACAAAAUCAAAAAUUAUAAUAAAAUGAUUUAAUUGCUGGUAUGGACAUUUAUUUAAUUUUAUUUGACUCGCUGGAGUAUUUAGAAAAGAAAUAAUUAAAUUUAGAGGAUUAACAGACUUGUUUAAUUAAUAAACAUCAAAAAGACUGAUUUUUCCUCAUGACUUCAGCGUAACUUGUGAUUAUUAUUUAUCAUUUACUUACAACUACAGUUUGUUAUUAUUUUUCAUAAAUUUAAAUUUCUGUGCUCUUAUUUAAAUUUAAAUUUAUUAUAGUGAUUAUAAUGUUGCUGCUAAAAUAAUUUCAAAUUAUAAUUAGAUUUAGAUUUUUAAUAUUAAUUAUUUAUAUUUAUAAAUAAGAAAUCCUCUGUUGGAAGUUUUUGAUAAGAUAAAAAAAAAAUAAUAAUAAUGAUAAUAAUACCAAGCCAUCAACUUUACUUUGUUGUUUUCUG
This is a messenger RNA of Microplitis demolitor, 3053 nucleotides long. RefSeq names its product BAG domain-containing protein Samui (gene stv). The record is from RefSeq and is a predicted model, not a curated record. Gene Ontology annotation, biological process: protein stabilization. The coding region runs from base 604 to 2556 and encodes 650 amino acids. Lineage: Eukaryota; Metazoa; Arthropoda; Insecta; Hymenoptera; Braconidae. The transcript is spliced from 2 exons. Gene Ontology annotation, cellular component: cytosol; nucleus; membrane. Gene Ontology annotation, molecular function: protein-folding chaperone binding; adenyl-nucleotide exchange factor activity.